This is a messenger RNA of Linnemannia hyalina, 4209 nucleotides long. NCBI's taxonomy places the organism in Eukaryota, Fungi, Mortierellomycota, Mortierellomycetes, Mortierellales, Mortierellaceae. The record is from the annotation of a GenBank genome assembly.
AUGCUACCGCAAGGAGACGACCUGCCCAGCGACCAGGCCGCAGGCGACAGUCCCGCUCCAUCCGACAACAUCUUGCAUCCUUUACACCAGCAACAGGAACGACCUCAUAUACCAACAUCACCGACUUCUACUACUACUACUCCUCUAGUCAAAGCAGUUACCACAACCCUCUCAUCUUUGGAGGACAUCUCUCUCACCUUUUGCAACCGACCGCCUCUCCCCUUUCGCUUCCCCAGCUCGGGAUCCCAAGGAUCCGAACAUGACGAGACAAUUAUUCGGAUGGUGGACGACGAGCAGUCUUGGGGAGAUAUCGAGGCUCUUGCGGGCGAGGAGGCAUUUGAUCGAUACUACUCGUUUUUGGAUCCUGGUUUGGAGGAGUUUUGGACACUGGACAGAAUUAAGCAACUUAACGAUGCAGUCAUCGAUCAUGUUGGACGAUUUCUUAAACCUCGGGCAGAAACCAUCCUCAAGGGCACCCAAAAACAUCAUCACCAACAAUGGCACUCCAAGAACAACAAGACUAAUGGCGACAACGACAGCGAAGGCGAGGAUGUUAAGAAGGUUGCCACUUUAUACCCAGUUGUGGUGAUGUCAGCAUGGAUGGAUAUGUGCCGCUGGGAGAAGGUCGCCAGGUCCGUCGAUUCGUCGCCUUUGGUCUGUCAACAUAUUUGGGAGACUGUUGGUGAUGGGCGACCGUUUACCGAAGAGGAGCAGCAUGUUCUGGACGAGAUCAAGGUGGCAGUGAUUGAGAACGGAGCGAGGGUCUCGGCCAUCAAGGACGCUGCCGCCAGAGUGGAAGCAGCCAAGGCCAAGGCAGCACAGGAGGAAGCAGACAGACUUGAGGCAGCUGGGAUCAAGGCGGCCAGAGAGGAGGAGGGACGAAUCGAAGCAGCCGUGAUCAAAGCAGCGCAGGAUGAGGCAGACAGGAAUGAAGCUGAAAGAUUGGAGGCUGAGAGGAUCAAGGCCGCCGAGGCAGAGGCCAAACGAGUCGAGGCGAAAAAGACCAAGGCUGUGAAACGGAGGGCCAAAGCCGAUGCUGCUAGAGAGAAGGCUGAGAAGGAGUCGAAAGUGGGGAAAGUUCUCAAGAGGAAGAAAUCCGGCGACUCAAUAGCUGCGAAGGAGUUGGCGACCAGACAAAAAAUCAUCCUUAUGCAGGAAAACAUCGCAAGGCAGGAAGCCGCAUUAACGGAAGUAACACGAAGACAGACUGCCAAGGAGGUGAACGAAGAUGCACGGGGCACCAGCAAAGUCAAGCGGGAGACGGCCUUGGCCGCAGCAAAAGCUUGGGAGAUGGCUGUCAGAGGAAUGGUGGCCAGGAAAGCGGAGAUACAGUCGGUAGCGGCCAAGCGACAAUGUAAUGUAUCAAGGAGCCAGGCUGAUUUGGAUCGGGAUCAGGAUCUUUCAUUGAGCUCCGGUAGUACCUUGGAAAACAAGCGCAAGAUUGGCAAAAUGGAAGCAUUAUUGCCUCCCGCCACAUUCAAUCCCACCACCACCACCACCACUGCUGAUCAGGAGGAUCGCCCGCCACAGCAGGACACAAUUGUUCCACGGCCAAUACUCCGCUCCUCCUCUUCGAUCUCCUGCUCUUCGCUUAUCAGUCCAGCGCCGUCUCCACAGGGCGAAUCGCUUGACUUUCAGCUUUCAAAACACACUCGACGCUGCUCUUCGCCAGAAACCUUAAGUGUUUCGACCGUCACAUCAACGGAAACAAAAGCAACAACUCCGACGCCGACAGCGAUAAAGUCAACAACCAAAACUUCUCCCCCUCCAGCACCUCUCCUCUCUGACAACCACGACACAGCUCCCAAGGCGCCAUCAUUUACACUGUCCAAUCUCCCACCCACCUCAUUCCCACAGGGCGCAGAUGUUCAAGAGCGGAUAAAGAAGCUGACGACGAUGAAGAAGGUCUUGACGGACUGUAGUCAGACCAUGGAGCUCCAGUGUCAGGACCAACGAGCUGAGACCGAUAUCCUUCUCCGACAGCGGGACGCGGCCAUUAAGGCAGCCAAGGCUCGACGACAGCGAGGCGACAGCAACAACACAUCAAGUCACCACGAGAACGAUAGGACCAACUCUUUUCAGAAUCCUCCAGAGGGCCGUAUUCUUGCCUCCUUCAAUGCUCCGGAGAAAUCGACCCCAGUGCGUACGGGUCUGCCUUCGCCGGUCACACCAAACCAACAUCCAGUCUCCCUGUCACCAGAAUUUCCUGCAGCAGCACCAAAGACUGCGUCCCCGCCUGUGAUCGAUUUGACAGAGGACGACGAACAUGGCCUAUCUAUCGCGACAUCAGCCAUGCAACAACAGUCCCUGCCACAGCACGAUCACCGACCACAGCAGCUGCCGCCGUUGCAGCAACAACAACAGGAGUCACAACAAAUCCUUCAAGCUCAACAAUGCUACCACCGCCAACAAUACUUUGUACAACAACGUCUCCAGCAGAGUCAACAACAACGACAACAACAACAACAACAACUACAACUACCACAACAACAGCAACCUCUUUUACAGCACCCACAACCGACAAAAUCGCUUGGUCUGCCCGUGCAGCCUGUUCAGUCCUCGUUUCCACAGGCCUCUCCAAACCAUCAGCAAAUGCAGGAGUUCCUUCUGGAGCAGGUCCGGAAAAGUCCUGAGCUUCACAAACUACACCAACAACACGCAAUCGAGAAAAAACAACUUAUCAAACAACAGCAACUUGACAGGCAGAGGCUUGCAGACCAGCAACUCGUGACAGCUCAACAUCUGGCCUACCAACGACAUAGUGACGAGCAGUUGCACUUGGCGGCGGUGGACAAGUGGCGACAGCGGGAGCAAGCCUGGACAAGACGGAUGCAGGAGAUCCAUCAGAAAGAGCAGAUUCUUGGCUCUAAAUUGGAAGUCCACCGCCAACACAACCUGCAGCUCCGGCAGGCCAUCCUCCUCGGCGAACAGAAGCAACGGCAACAACAACCCGCGGUCACUCCUGAGCAGAUCAAGCAACUGCAUAUGAAUCAGAGGCUACAACUGGCAACAUCACAGCAGCAUAGCUACACGGCGCUUCAAUCUGCUCCGGUGGCUCAACAGGUUCAAGCAAUGGUGAAUCUCCACCGGCUAUGUAUGGCCGAGGCUCAAGCGCUCUUGACGCAGCAGAAGGGCUCGAAGGAGAAGGCGGAUUGUCUCUUUCACCGUCAGGAAGAGACCAGGAGGGCGGUUCAGUUGCUUCAGCUCCAGCUGCAUCAGGUUCAGGGAAACGAGAUGGCAGUAUUAAAGCUGCUCGAAGGCCUUCACGUUCAGAGACAGGAACAGGAACGUGAGCGUAUCGCCUUGCUGCAAGAGCACCAGUUUCUACAACAGAAGCUGCAAAUUAUACCUGCGUCGUCGUCGUCGUCGUUGUCGCUACCGCAGGGACCCAUGGCUGCACAAGGCACGGCACCUGUGAAUUUGGCCGCAUCGCAGCAGCAGCAGCAGCAGCAGCUACUGAACGAGAAGUAUGUGAUGGACGAACAACUGCGUCAACAACUCUCACAGCAACGAGACAUUCAGCGCAAGCAGCAUUUGCAAGACCAAGUCGACCUCCAGAAGGCUCAAAAGAAUGCUCUGUUACGGCAGGAGCGCAUCAUCGCAAACGUCCGCCUCCAGGGUCUCACACAGACGACAUCUCAGGAUCAGCCUGGUCAGUCUUGGUCAGGAGUGCAGGCUCAGCAACAGCAGCAGGCACAGACGAUAAUGGUACAGGAGCAACAAGUCAGUAAGGGCGGUCCACCUGCCUUUGUCUUUCCGACUUUCCCUAACCCACUCAACCGACCAAGCGCCACCAAGCCGAUUUCUUUGCCACCUCAGCCAGCGCCAGUCGUUCAGGAUCCACUCCAACCUCAGCCUGAGUCUCCACCACUACAAGCACCAGCGACUGCCCAGCCUCAGCAACCUACAUCGACAUCACAGCCUUCUCAACGUCCUACAUCAGGUACAGCUUUGACCUCAGCACCACCAACGACACAACAUCAGCAACCAAGGCCUGAGUCGACAACUGCAGCAUCCAGGCUGGCAGCCAUCUUCCCGUUCCCCAAUCUUCAAUACGACAUUACAGAGUGGACAGCCGAGGAUAAGAACCGGCUUUGGACGACGUGGUUGGAAGUGGGCGACGACUGGGAGCAGAUCUCGACCAAGGGGCUCCGCGGAAAAUUUUCUGCCGAGGCCUGUCGCGCUGUCAUCCUUGGCACUGCUUCCUGA